Cyanistes caeruleus (blue tit) is the source of this 2595-nucleotide messenger RNA. It is a transcript of the gene GRAMD2B, whose product is annotated as GRAM domain containing 2B. Gene Ontology annotation, cellular component: cytoplasmic microtubule. Lineage: Eukaryota; Metazoa; Chordata; Aves; Passeriformes; Paridae. The record is from RefSeq and is a predicted model, not a curated record.
GUUCCAAGGCUCACUCUAGAAUUGAACUUACCUAAGUCUGCAGUUAGCUCCAUUAAAAUGCUGAAAAAAGGAAGCUCCUUGGACGACUCCGUUUUUUUUUCUGAAAGUCACAACAGCUUCCGAAAAUCGAGUAAUGACACACCAGCCAGUCCUACAGAGAGUGUCGGAUCAGUGUUUAUAAGUUCAGAUGGAGAAAAUGGAACUGAUGAGAAAAGAAGGGCUGGAAAAUCACCCACUGUGUCGCUGCAGACCUCUACCAGUGAAAUGGAGUAUUUUGAUGACCGGAAAAAAGUUGAUGUUGCCAGGGCCAAGAGCAGCACAGAUAGUCCAGUCCUGACAAUCAAGAGUGACUCCAAGAUUGAAAGGAAAAAACGUGCUUCAAAUCAGCUGAAGGCAAAUGCACAUUUUCAUAAGCUGUUUCUAGACGUUCCCAUUGAUGAGCCACUGAAACAAAGCUUUACCUGUGCUCUGCAGAAAGAAAUUCUGUACCAAGGAAAGUUAUUCAUUUCUGAAAACUGGAUUUGCUUCCAUUCCAAGGUUUUUGGUAAAGAUACUAAGAUUAGUAUACCUGUGCUGUCAGUGACACUUCUGAAGAAAACCAAAACUGCCCUUCUUGUGCCAAAUGCUCUGAUCAUAGCAACAAUGACGGAUAGGUACAUGUUUGUCUCGCUGCUCUCCAGAGAUACCACCUACAAGCUAUUAAAAUCUAUCUGUAGACAUCUUGACGAUACAAGCAUGGGCAACAGUCCAAAUCCCUCUUCUGCAGAAAACAGCUUCAGGGCUGAUCGCCCUAGAACUCUGCCCCUGGAUUUCACUGAAGAUUAUUCUGAUCUGGAUGGAAUAGUGCAACAGCGAAGACAAGAGAUGGAAGAGUCCAGCAGCACAGGCUCACAGACACCAGAGCUGGAAUGCUUUCAAGAUUAUCACGUUGUUGAAACAGAGACUCACCUGAAAGUUUCCAAGCCUGAGGCCAAGUCUGUUCGUUCAGAUGCACAUAGUAAACAUGGGCCUGAUGGAAAAGCCCGAAACAGUUCUCGAAAUGGCCACUCUGAAGCCUUCAGGUUCCUCCACAAAGUGAAGUCCCAGAAGCUCUUAUCUCUGAACCAUGUACUUGUAUUUUAUGCAAUUCUCGUUUGUGUUUUAAUACUUUCCACCUUCUACAUGAGAUAUAAAAUUAACAUCCUGGAAGAACGCCUUAUGUCCAUGACAGCUUUUGAUUCACAUAUUAAGGAACAUCAAGUGCACCAAGAUUUGGGAUCUCACCUGCAAAUUAAUGCUGAUGCCUUUUGUGAUGAGUUAACUGCUAAUCUUAGAAAAUUGGAAAAGAUACAGAACAACUUACAAAAGCUACUUGAAGAUGGUGAAUGAAACAUCAAUGUUCUUGGACUGCUUCAGACCUCGUUCUUCUGUCUUGAUAAACUGUUCCAAAGGAGCUCUGCUGGCCAGAGUUCAAGCUUCUUUAUUUUCAGUCCAAGCCAAGCUUAAACUACUGUAAAGCUCAUGUCAUCAUGCAAAAAAGUCAGUUGAUUCUUCAGCAUGUAUCUAUAUAUUUUGAAAACAUAGAUGUAGAUCAAACCAUAUGUCUAUGUUCUAAAAAUGAGGGGAUUUUUCUUUAUUGUGUGUGAAUUAAUGGAUUUUAUAGCUUGCUUGAUUUUAGAGUUGCUUACACCAGUGAAAACCUGGUGCAUAUUCUUUUACCUCAACCUUUACUUUGUGCUUAUUGUCAUACAAAUACAAAUGUGAAGAAUGUCAGUCAUCAUUCAUGUACUGAAGUGUUGUGUGAAUGAGCACAUAUCUGUUUUAGCUAUGAUUAUGGAUUGGUGCUGUGCUCUUCAUUUUUACUUGCUUCUCUGCACCCUGACAUCCCAAAGAUCAGGAAACAGACACCUCUGUGUUUGGGGAUGCAAAGUUGUGAAUGUUUGAGGUCUGCUCAGUUCUCCAGCGCUGUAAAAAGGCUCAAUUCCACUUUCUGUGACAGUGUAUCACCACUAAGGGUAAGGUCUGUUUCUACUGGCAUUCAGGUUCCAUUGAAGUCAAGCCUGUAAUCUGUAUGGACUUGCCAAUUUACAGUCAAGUUGCUUAUGAAUAGCAAUAUGGGUGUGACACACCUGCACAGCUUAGAAAAACUGCUUGUUUUCUGUCCACUCAUAUGGUCUCUGUCCUUUAAGUUAAUCAGUAUGAAGAUCCUCAGCCAGCUUUCCUUGGAGUUGCAUGGGGUUGUGGUUGGCUGAGCAAGUGCAAUUUGUAGUCCAGUAAAUGGAAAUCUAGUCUUGGUAUGUGACUCCAGGGACUGGAUAUUUCCACAUAAUGAGAACUGGCAAAUUAAUGGUGCAGCAAUACAAACAAUCAGUAGAAUGAAUGAAAAAGUGGACACCUGCUUUGUAUUAUCAUAUACUAUUUUUUUCCCGGAGUGCCUAAGAUGGGGAUUUUUAGCUUUCUGAUUCACCAAGCAGGCUCAUUAGUUUUUAAAAAGCAAUAUUUAGGAUAAUAACUACUAUCUGUGAAGUAACAGUAUUGUUUAUAAUAUGCUAUGCAUUUUAUAACCAUUUCUGUGAAAUGUACCGACGUUGUUUAAAUAAACUUUUUUAAAACAAG